UGUGUCCAUGAGUUGCUUAGCCGGCGAUUUUAUUUAAUUUCACGAAAUUCUACGAAUAAAUCAGCAAAAUGGAUGAAAUAGAAUAUAAAUUGAACACGAACAAUAGUGUUUUAGUAGUGAACGCAUUCGAUAAGUUAAUAUCCACUAUAAAAUCGAAGUUUAAACUCGCGGAGAGACAGAAGUUUGUGGUAGAAAAUGAAGAGUUGAGGUUUUUGAGAGAGAAAUGCGCGGCUAAGGACAGUUUGGUGAGUCUGACGGCGUGUCAGGGUCUGCUUGCGUUAGUGCAGCUGGGAGUGCUGGAAAUAGGACACACCAUGUCCACUGUGGUAACCUUACUUCCCACGGCACACAACUAUUCAGCAAUCAUCUCUACAAUGGCAGGUCUUCUCAUCCUAGACUUGAAAUCCCGCCUGGUGCCGGGGCAGCCGUACACCUGCCAGUUCUCUCUGCGGUCUCCACUGCAUCCAUUCAUACCGGUGCUCGAGAAGAACAAGGAUGCGGAGGAUGAUGUCAUUGCUCAGAUGCAUGCUUUGUGUACUCAUCCUGAUUAUACUGUUUCAUCAAACAGCCUGGAACUCCUGCGUCCAGUGUUCCUAUGGCUGACAUGUUCUGGCUGCAUGUCUGGGUUGCGUCCCUGGCAGCUGCUGCUUAGCCUGCCACCCAGCCAGCCGCAGUGCGACCUGUUGCUCGCUUGUAUUAGUUGUCAACAGAUUUGCAACCCUAAGCACAUAGAGCGCGCAUUUGCAGCAUACUCUACUGUGAUGGACGCAGCAGUGUUCCAACAACACGCGGAGUAUGUGGUCGCCCUACUCCCCAUGUUAGCCAGGAUAUCUAACGAGCUCGUUAAGUUCGGCCGCGACCCCCGCGCGUGCUACGUGCUACUGGAGCGCGGCACGGCAUCCGAGGCGGGGCUCCAACACGCCGCCACGCUGACCCUGGCUAUACUGGCUGAGAACUUGGUGCUCACGUCCGCUCUGCAUUUACACGAGCUGUUCAACUUAGGUCUAAACAUAAUAAGCAAGUUCGAGUGCUCUUCGUUAUCCCUGAACAUCUUCACUGCUCUAUCACUACAGUGGCUCCAUCUACCGUCCUACCUCACCACCUCUGCCUUGAAAGUCGCUUCGAAAAUUCUAGAACUAUACCAACAAAGCAACGGCGAAGACUCGAGACUUCACAUGCCGAACUUAAUAAACAACAAAACCUUCCAAACUUUACUAUACACAGAUGGCCACUUAUCCGUCAUGUUCAAAGUCCACGAAAUCUGGGAACGAUUAAGGGAUAACCCGGAAAAAUUAAACAGUUGGUUCGAUGAGUUGAAAACUAUGGAUGACUUGGUAAGGUUGAAAUUGUUGCCGUUUUUCCUCGGUGUUACCCUGGAAAGACGAAAAGACGCGUGGUUCGAGGGCGUUACAAUAAAAGCUGUGGAGAUUUUGACUGGGUUGGUUAAUGUGAAGAAUGAGGUGUCAGUACAAGUUCUGCCGGUGUUGCUGUAUAAAAUUGCGCACGAUCCGUCUCCGAAUGUGAAGAUGGCUUGCCUUAAAGCGCUGCCCAUUAUGGCGAAGACUAAGGUGAAUGUGCCAACCAUAGUAGCUGUACUAAACAAACUGAAGGCCAAUAAAGGUGUACCAACAUCCUUCUUAAUCAUGCUGUACGCCAGUUUGGCUGAGACACAGGUGAGAUGUUUCCCUUACCUGCAAGAGAUGUUAGUAGACCCUGGUCCGGGUAGACCGGAUGACCUCAAGUGGGAGACAGACAUCGCGCGUGCCCUCGCCGUCAGGAGGAUCUGUGAGAUUAGGGCGUCAACCCACGGCCUGGAGUUGGUCUCCGUGAUAUCGUCCAUCCUGAACAAAUGCACGGAGCGUGGCGGCGCGGUGGCCACGUCGUCCGCGCUGGAGGCGCUGGUGUGCAUGUGGCGCGGGGCGGCCGUGGCGCCGCCCAGCACGUGGCGAGCGCUCGAGCCCAAGCUGGGGAGGGAUACGCGGCCACAGGUGCAGAUCAGCAUCUGCAAGCUGCUAUCGGAAGUGCCAGGGCUCCGCGUGUCGACCCCGGAGUACGACAAGCUGGUGUCAGACGCGGCGCGGCGCCUGUGGGGCUGGGUGGCCGAGAGCCACCAGCCCGACGUGGCUGAAGCUGCUUGUGAUGCCCUGGGCGGGUUCAGGAUCGAGGAUUACAAGCUCAAGGAUAUUCCUGAGAUCUACAGACGUACAGUGAAGCUUCCAGCGUCGUACUGCAAGACGCCGGCUGACGCGGCGAGGAAACCCGAAGACGUAUUGGAUUAUAUCCCGUGUGAGAUCUGGCCAGAGGUCUUCAAGUACACGAACCAAGCGGCGUUGGGAGGUGUACAGCGCUUCGUGACGCGCCUCAUAGAGCGCGAGAUACGCGGUUACCGCAGCGGGGUGUACCAGCCUGAUGCCAGGGCUGAGCCCGCGGAUAUGAGCUACCUGCCUGCCACCAGCGUCGUCAGGGGGCUUAUGCAUUGUUUCAAGAAACAAGCAACGAAUCCUUCCUACGAGUUUACAGACGCGGUUCUCCUCUCGAUCCUCAAUACCCUCACUGAGGAGUAUCCUAAACCUCUACCUCCCAUAGACCUGUGUUUCGUACAUGAAGUGUACCACCGAGGUGCGCUAUGGCGCGGCGGCUGCGUGAAGUUAGCUGCGAGACAGGCGCACACGUCAGGGUCCGCUAGACGGUUCGUUGACAACUAUCUUCAGGGCAUUACUGAGGAGUCUGAGAAAUCCGACAUCCUUCUAGUCUUCGAACUUCUACCGAUUCUCUGUCGAAGUAUGCCACCGAACUCUCUCAGAACACCAAUAGAAAGAUGCUUGGCAGAAUCUUAUAGAGAAAUAGAAAAUAUAAAGAUAAAAGAAAGUAAGAAAGUAGAUGUUUUAGAGGAGAAAGAAGAGUAUCUGUUUAUAAAGCAGUUGGAGAUGAUAAGAGAAUGCCUGGAGAGUGAGAAGAUUCAUGACGCCAAUAGGACUCUUCUGUCGCAGAUCGUCGAGACUUACUUCUCUCUUAUUGAUGAUGACAAUGUGUCGUGGCCCACGUACGUGUCAGUGUGCAGGGCACUACCGUCGCUGCCCGUGGAGCGCAUGUCGUCCCCCAGCAGCUGGUGGGAGGUGACGUCACAGGCGCUGCGCCGCGCGUGCGCCGUGCGCUGCGCCUUCGCCGUGACGUCACCGGCGCCCCUCGUGUGGCUCAACGAGCUCAUUGACGCGCAGGCGCAGCAUUACACGGAUCAAGAGUAUUCCCUCCAAUGCAUGGUGCCAGUUCUAAAGAGUGCAGACGUGGAUGCGGAGUCCACAAGGGAGUGGUUCCUGCAAUUACUGGCGCGGACGCAGGUCGCUUUCAAUGAAACUGAAGAUUUAUCAUCGAAGCUGUACUUAUGCGAUGUGUUCAUGCUGACCGUGAUAGUCCUGAGUGGGCACAGCAGCUUACAAGGAGGUGCCACGAGGCAGGCGCGGCUCGCUGCCCUGCCUGCUGCGGCCGCGGCGCUCGCAGGCCGGCAGCACUGGAAGGGGACCGUCUUACAGCUGCUGGAGUGGCUGUGCCACACACGGGGCCGCGUGCCCGAGGCGGGCGUGUGCCGCGCCUGCGAGCGCGCCACGCUGGCGCUGCGGCACGCCGAGCCCUACAUGGCGCACGGGCUCUGGAAACGACUAGAAAGCCACUUCGGCAAGAAUACUACGGAUAGUGAAGAUUGAAAGAGUGCGGACUCUUUACGGCCGCGGCUGUCCUUUUUCUUUUCUAUAGAUAAGAAAAUGACAGGUGUAAUUUAAAAUAAAAUUAAGUUAGUGUUGGUCAUAAUCGACAUAAUUCUAUCGUUAAAAAGAACUGACUUAUCUAUCGUUGUUUACAUUAAGUUUUUGUAAUUUGUAAAUAAAAUACUUUAUUAGAUUACACAAGUUGUUUAUUUA
This is a messenger RNA of Pectinophora gossypiella (pink bollworm), 3914 nucleotides long. RefSeq names its product focadhesin. Gene Ontology annotation, biological process: regulation of post-transcriptional gene silencing. The transcript has 19 exons. Lineage: Eukaryota; Metazoa; Arthropoda; Insecta; Lepidoptera; Gelechiidae. The record is from RefSeq and is a predicted model, not a curated record. The coding region runs from base 69 to 3701 and encodes 1210 amino acids.